Molecule: messenger RNA, 654 nt
Organism: Endocarpon pusillum Z07020
Lineage: Eukaryota; Fungi; Ascomycota; Eurotiomycetes; Verrucariales; Verrucariaceae
Exons: 2
Coding region: 1-654 (217 amino acids)
Source: RefSeq, a predicted model, not a curated record
AUGGAGGGCUCCUAUAAAUACUCUCAAUGGGCAACGCCACGAGUGAUCAGUGCACCACCAGACUGGGUGAUAGAUGCGGAAAGGCAAAACCGGGGCGAGAUACCUGCACCACACGUCUUACCAAGAAAGGAAAGGUCCACCGUAAGCCCCGAACGUUUCCAGCAAGCCAUAGGAGACCUCGCUGCAUGGAAUCCUCUGCCUGAUAGUCUGGGCAUGUGGCGGAUGUCACUUGAAGACCAUCGGCCAGAACAGGCCGCAGCUGCUUCACAAAACUUGGAAGCCGUGAAUACACAGUCGCGUGGGAUUUCAAGCUCAUCGUUGCCCCAUUCCACAAUUUUGCCGAAACCUGCAGUCCCCAAGAAAGCUCGGAAGGUCACUUUUGCAGCGCAACCAUCGCAGUCACCUUCGCCACAGAAGCGGAAGCGGUCAAGCAUACAAGAACCCAGUCAAAAUCUACCUAAAGCUAGCCGCAAAAGCCUCUUGCAGCCCAGCACCCCCCGAAGGAGGAGAGGAGGUGUGGUAGAUCAAAUGGACAUUGAUGGAGAUGACAAGGAGGACGAGGACACAGCAAGAGCACAGCCUCCUCCGCGUAGAACCAGCAACAGGUUGAAGAAGCGUGCAGCCAGGCGAGUCGGGCCAACAUUCUACAUCUAG